Messenger RNA from Eufriesea mexicana, 3594 nucleotides. RefSeq names its product ATP-dependent RNA helicase pea (gene pea). NCBI's taxonomy places the organism in Eukaryota, Metazoa, Arthropoda, Insecta, Hymenoptera, Apidae. Gene Ontology annotation, molecular function: ATP binding; RNA binding; RNA helicase activity. The coding region runs from base 1 to 3594 and encodes 1197 amino acids. Gene Ontology annotation, biological process: mRNA splicing, via spliceosome; spliceosomal complex disassembly. Gene Ontology annotation, cellular component: catalytic step 2 spliceosome; intracellular anatomical structure. The record is from RefSeq and is a predicted model, not a curated record. The transcript has 12 exons.
AUGGACGAAGUUGCAAAGCUUGAACAUCUGUCAUUGGUUUCAAAAAUUUGUACGGAACUAGAAAAUCAUUUGGGGCUAAAUGACAAAGAUUUAGCUGAAUUUAUUAUUCAUUUGGCAGAAAAAAAUAAUACAUUUGAUAAAUUUAAAAAAGUUCUUAUCGAAAAUGGUGCAGAAUUUUCUGAAUCCUUUAUGGCUAAUAUGCUGAGGAUUAUACAGCAUAUGAAACCAGCUAAAUCACAGGAUAAAUCCUUGAAAUCUGUAACGAAGCAAGAUGAACUAGCUCAAAAAUUCCCUGCUUUAGCUUUACCAAAUGAAGAGCAAAAAGCAAUAGGUGACAAGGAACUUAAAGAUGAUUAUGUAGUCAGCAGUGCUAUGGCUAGUUUAGAGGAAUUAGCACCGUCGAAAAAGUCUAGCAAAGAAGAUAACAAAAAAGAUAACCAAUCAACUGAUAAUAGUGAGAAAAAAAUCAAACACUCAAGGAGAAGUAGAUCAAGAGACAAAAAAAGUCAUAGAUCGCGUUCAUCAUGUCGCAAAGAAAAAAGACACAAGUCUAGAUCUCGCUCAAGAUCACAUGAUCGAUCAAGGUCUAGAGACAGAAGACGUCAUAGAUCUCGAGAUCGUAAGAAAUCUAGAUCACGAGACAGAAAAUUUCAUAGAGUUAAAUAUUCUUAUGUAUCCGACCGAUCUAGAUCGCGAUCUAUUGAAGAACUUUCCAUGGACCCAGAAGUAGGCAAGAUUUAUUCAGGAAAAGUAGCUAAUAUUGUACCUUUUGGUUGUUUUGUUCAAAUGGAGGGUUUGAAACGAAGAUGGGAAGGACUUGUUCACAUUUCACAAUUAAGAAGAGAAGGAAGAGUUGCCAGUGCAAGUGAUGUUGUGUCUAGAGGUCAAAAAGUACUUGUGAAAGUACUCAAUAUUGGUGGACAAAAGGUUUCAUUAAGUAUGAAAGAUGUAGACCAGGAAACUGGUAGAGAUCUAAAUCCUGUCGUAGCUGUUACCAAAACUGAGGAAGAUGAAAAGCAUUUGAGGAAUCCAGAUAGGCCUACUUCUUUGUUAGAACUCCAGGGUAACUGGGAUGAGGAUGAAACUUAUUCUAGAAAACGAGUACAGAGAUUGUCAUCUCCAGAAAAAUGGGAAAUUAAACAGAUGCUUGCUGCUUCUUGUAUUGAUAGGAGUGAAUUACCAGAAUUUGACAUGGAAACAGGAAUUCUCCCACGUGAAGAUGAUGAAGAAGAAGAUGUUGAGAUAGAAUUAGUAGAAGAGGAACCACCAUUUUUGCAUGGACAUGGACGAGCUCUUGGAGAUUUAAGUCCUGUUCGUAUAGUAAAAAAUCCUGAUGGUUCUUUAGCACAAGCUGCAAUGAUGCAGAGUGCUUUAGCAAAAGAAAGAAGAGAACAAAAAAUGUUGCAGAGAGAACAGGAAAUGGAUUCUGUUCCAACAGGUCUUAAUAAAAAUUGGAUUGAUCCUCUACCAGAAGCUGAAAGUAGAACUCUAGCUGCAAAUAUGCGUGGAAUUGGCCUUCAAACUCAAGAUUUACCCGAAUGGAAGAAGCAUGUAAUAGGAGGAAAGAAAUCUUCCUUUGGAAAAAAAACGAAUCUAACUCUGCUCGAACAACGUCAAAGUUUGCCUAUAUACAAACUCAGAGAUGAUUUAGUUAAAGCUGUGACAGAUAAUCAAAUUCUAAUCGUAAUUGGUGAAACAGGAUCAGGAAAAACUACCCAAAUUACGCAGUAUUUAGCUGAAGCAGGAUUUACAUCCCGUGGAAAAAUCGGCUGUACUCAGCCCAGAAGAGUAGCUGCCAUGUCUGUUGCUAAAAGGGUAGCAGAAGAGUUUGGUUGUCGUUUAGGACAAGAAGUUGGCUACACAAUUCGUUUUGAAGAUUGUACUGGACCAGAAACCAACAUAAAAUAUAUGACUGAUGGUAUGUUACUUCGAGAGUGUCUUAUGGAUCUUGAUUUGAAAACAUACUCUGUAAUUAUGUUGGAUGAGGCACAUGAACGUACCAUUCAUACGGACGUUCUUUUUGGACUGCUAAAACAAGCUGUAGGAAGAAGACCAGAUUUAAAACUGAUUGUUACAAGUGCUACUCUGGAUGCUGUAAAAUUUUCGCAAUAUUUCUUUGAAGCACCCAUCUUCACAAUUCCUGGCAGAACAUUUGAAGUAGAGGUUAUGUAUACCAAAGAGCCAGAAACAGACUAUCUAGAUGCUGCAUUGAUAACAGUAAUGCAGAUACAUUUAAGAGAACCACCAGGGGACAUACUGCUGUUCUUAACUGGUCAAGAAGAAAUCGACACAGCUUGCGAAAUUUUAUAUGAACGAAUGAAAUCUUUAGGUCCGGAUGUACCUGAAUUAAUUAUUUUACCUGUAUAUUCGGCACUUCCAUCGGAGAUGCAGACUCGAAUAUUUGAGCCUGCCCCACCUGGUUCUAGAAAAGUAGUGAUUGCUACCAAUAUUGCAGAAACAAGUUUAACUAUCGAUGGAAUUUAUUAUGUAGUUGAUCCAGGAUUUGUGAAACAAAAGGUAUACAAUUCUAAGACUGGAAUGGACAGUCUUAUAGUGACACCAAUAAGUCAAGCAGCUGCAAAACAAAGAGCAGGAAGAGCUGGAAGAACAGGUCCAGGAAAAUGUUAUAGGCUUUAUACCGAAAGGGCUUAUAGGGACGAAAUGCUUCCUACACCAGUUCCAGAGAUCCAGCGUACAAAUUUAGCAACCACAGUUUUGCAACUAAAAACUAUGGGCAUCAAUGAUCUGUUACACUUUGAUUUUAUGGAUGCACCACCUGUGGAGUCUUUGAUCAUGGCUUUAGAAUCAUUGCACAGCUUAAGUGCAUUAGAUAAUGAAGGUCUGUUAACCAGACUAGGCAGGAGGAUGGCAGAGUUUCCUCUAGAACCAAAUUUAUCCAAAAUGCUUAUCAUGAGCGUGCAUCUUCAAUGUUCUGAUGAAAUAUUGACUAUUGUCAGCAUGUUAUCUGUUCAAAACGUUUUUUAUAGGCCUAAAGACAAACAGGCUUUAGCAGAUCAAAAGAAAGCCAAAUUCAAUCAACCAGAAGGUGAUCAUUUAACUCUGUUAGCAGUUUAUAACUCUUGGAGAAAUAAUAAAUUUAGCAAUGCAUGGUGUUAUGAAAACUUUGUACAAAUAAGAACCUUAAAACGUGCUCAGGAUGUUCGAAAACAAUUAUUAGGUAUAAUGGACAGACACAAAUUGGACGUAGUAUCUGCUGGUAAAAAUACUGUAAGAAUUCAAAAAGCAGUCUGUUCUGGUUUCUUUAGAAAUGCUGCAAAGAAAGACCCCCAAGAAGGAUAUAGAACUUUGGUAGAUAGCCAAGUUGUCUACAUACAUCCAAGCAGUGCAUUAUUCAACAGACAACCGGAAUGGGUCAUUUAUCACGAAUUAGUUCAAACUACGAAAGAAUAUAUGAGAGAAGUGACAACUAUAGAUCCAAAAUGGUUGGUAGAAUUUGCGCCAGCAUUUUUCAAAUUUAGUGAUCCAACUAAACUCAGCAAGUUUAAGAAGAAUCAAAGAUUAGAACCACUUUACAACAAAUACGAAGAACCGAACGCUUGGCGAAUAUCAAGGGUUCGAAGAAGACGUAAUUAA